Messenger RNA from Bombyx mandarina (wild silkworm), 2045 nucleotides. RefSeq names its product Tubulin-binding cofactor E (gene Tbce). NCBI's taxonomy places the organism in Eukaryota, Metazoa, Arthropoda, Insecta, Lepidoptera, Bombycidae. The record is from RefSeq and is a predicted model, not a curated record.
GCAUGAGUAAAGUUUUUGUGCAAGAAAUCAGCCUGUUUUCAUUUCAACAAAACAUUUUGAUUUUCGAACCCGCAAAAAUAAUGGUGGGCGCAAUGCCUGUUAAUUUACUACCAAAAUUUUGCAACGGUGCCAUGGACAGUUGUAAUGGCGUCGAUGGAAAUGAUAAUAACGUCUAUAUUGGUAGUCGUGUGAAAUGUAAUGACGAUUUCGGGACUGUUAGGUAUAUUGGUGAGGUUCAGGGCUACAAGGGAUUAUGGUACGGCAUAGAAUGGGACAACGAGUCCAGAGGCAAGCACGACGGGUGCUUAGAUGGCAUCCAGUACUUCAAGACUUCCAAACCUAGUGCCGGUUCUUUUGUUCGUCCAAACAAGAUCAUCCCAUCGAAGACUUGCGCGGAAGCCAUAAGACAAUAUUAUGGAGAUCCGGAGGACGAAACAUUAGCUGCUCACCGCAGAACCAUCAUCAAUGAAUGGAAGAGGGAAAUGGGAGCGCCUUUCAUCGAAAUGGUUGGUUUUGAAAAAAUACACCAAAAACAGAAAUUUGAUCGCUUACUAGAAGUAUGCGUUCACGACCAGAAUGUAUCAAGAGCUGGUGAUGUGUCUUCUCUAUGUCCCAACGUGAGAAGCCUUGACGUCUCACGUAACCUCUUCUCCAACUGGCGUGAGGUCAUACAACUGUCUGCUCAACUACCAGACUUGAGAGAUUUGGAUGUUAGCAAGAACCGUAUGCUCAUUGAUGCGCCCACAGAAAUACUUGCACAACUUUCAAUCAACUUUUCCAAGCUUGAAAAGAUCAAUCUUUCUGUCUGCGAUUAUACAUGGACGGACAUAUUGAAAUUAUCACAUUUAUGGCCUAAGAUACAUGAGAUAAUAGCUGCCUACAAUCGUAUAGAUGAAAUCGAACCACCGCUUGUAACUCUGAGGAGUUUAUCUGUGCUGAGACUGGAUGGAAACCCGAUCACCUCUUGGAGUGAAGUGAUGAAUCUUGGUGCUCUCAAUCUGAAGGUUUUGAGUUUGAACGACUGUCUCAUUGCGGAGAUUAGGUUCGGUGAUGAUUGGAAUCAGAGAGUUGAGACAUUUAAAAAUUUGGAGAUUUUGUUUUUGAAUCGAAAUAGGAUUAAUGAUUGGCGUUCCAUAAGUGAAUUAAACAAACUCAGCUCGUUGAAAAAGCUUUAUUUCCUCAAGAAUCCGAUACAAACCACCGAAGACUACGACACAGGAUCGCAGCUGGUUGUCGCUAAGAUUGGCACUUUACAGGAAUUGAAUGGCUCAAUAAUAACCGGGGAGUUGCGUAGGGGCGCUGAAUAUGAUUACCUGAAGCGUUACGGUGGAGAAUGGAAGGUCGCUCAGCUCGAUGUUGAGGCGAAAGCGGCCUUCGAUGCCGAACAUUGUCGCUUUGAGGAGCUCAUCCGUAAAUACGGAAUACCGGAAGACAGCCUCUUGGUCAAGCUGCCGAAAAUAACGACGCUGACAUCGCAACUUUUAGAAGUAACAUUGAGAGACGAAAACGGAAAAUCGUUUAAGAAAAAGUUCCCAUCUACGAUGGCCGUCCAGAAGCUGGUCACACUGUCGCAGAGAUUGUUCUCGAGAGCCGGCAACACCGGUACACCUCUACUGUAUGUUCUGGAUGAACAAAUGGAUGGGGCUGAAAUAUAUCUCGACAAUUCUAUGAAGGAUCUCGCUUAUUAUUCGAUUAAAAAUGGCGAUGUUAUUCUAGUUAAAUUCAGAUAGAAAUAUGUGAGAAUAUAUUAUGUUAUUCUUGUCAAUUUUUAUUACGCUAUGCGUUUUGUUUAAGAAGUAUUUAGACACGAUCCAAAAGAUGACUGAAAUAAAAUUGUUAAGUAGAAACCGCAUGUGGUUGGAAAAAGUACCAUCCAUACAAAUUGGCGUGAAGUCUGACAACACUGAAGGCAGUAUGCGUUGUAAUUGGCGCGUAAUUUAAUUUGAAACAUCAAAGAGCUUUGUAAAUAAGUAUUUGACGAAAAAUUUAUUGUCUCAAUUGCGAUUAAUUUUCGUGGAGUUUAUAAACGAAUAUUUAUUUUUAAA